Penicillium cinerascens is the source of this 1413-nucleotide messenger RNA. It is a transcript of the gene cit1, whose product is annotated as citrate (Si)-synthase CIT1. Bases 1 to 1413 code for a protein of 470 amino acids. Gene Ontology annotation, cellular component: mitochondrial matrix. The transcript has 5 exons. Gene Ontology annotation, biological process: tricarboxylic acid cycle; carbohydrate metabolic process; citrate metabolic process. NCBI's taxonomy places the organism in Eukaryota, Fungi, Ascomycota, Eurotiomycetes, Eurotiales, Aspergillaceae. The record is from RefSeq and is a predicted model, not a curated record.
AUGGCUUCUUCUCUCCGCAUUGGUACUUCCGCUCUGCGGACCGCUAUCGCAAAGCCCAUCCAGUCUGCCACCUUGAACGGCGCGCGCUGCUACUCCGCUAAGGCCAAGUCCCUCAAGGAGACUUUCGCCGACAACCUCCCCGCUGAGAUCGAGAAGGUCAAGAAGCUCCGCAAGGACUAUGGCAACAAGGUGAUCGGCGAGGUCACUCUUGACCAGGCCUACGGUGGUGCCCGUGGCAUCAAGUCCCUUGUCUGGGAGGGCUCCGUCCUCGACUCUGAGGAGGGUAUUCGCUUCCGUGGCCGUACCAUCCCCGAGAUCCAGGAACUCCUUCCCAAGGCCCCCGGUGGCCAGGAGCCCCUCCCCGAGGGUCUCUUUUGGCUGCUGCUGACCGGCGAGAUCCCCUCCGAGCAGCAGGUUCGUGACCUGUCUGCUGAGUGGGCGGCUCGCUCCGACGUCCCCAAGUUCAUUGAGGAGCUUAUCGACCGCUGCCCCAGCACCCUCCACCCCAUGGCUCAGUUCUCCCUGGCCGUGACUGCUCUGGAGCACGAGUCCGCUUUCGCCAAGGCCUACGCCAAGGGUAUCAACAAGAAGGAGUACUGGAACUACACUUUCGAGGACUCCAUGGACGUUAUCGCCAAGCUGCCCACCAUUGCCGCUAAGAUCUACCGCAAUGUCUUCAAGGACGGCAAGGUCGCUCCCAUCCAGAAGGACAAGGAUUACUCCUUCAACUUGGCCAACCAGCUCGGCUUCGGCGGCAACAAGGACUUUGUUGAGCUGAUGCGUCUGUACCUGACUAUCCACUCCGACCACGAGGGUGGCAACGUCUCCGCCCACACCACCCACCUGGUUGGCAGUGCUCUGAGCUCCCCCAUGCUCUCCCUCUCCGCCGGUCUCCAGGGUCUGGCCGGUCCCCUGCACGGUCUGGCCAACCAGGAGGUUCUGAACUGGCUCACCGAGAUGAAGAAGGCCGUCGGCAAUGACCUCAGCGACCAGUCCAUCAAGGACUACCUCUGGUCCACCCUGAACUCCGGCCGUGUCGUUCCCGGUUACGGCCACGCCGUCCUCCGCAAGACCGACCCCCGCUACGUGUCCCAGCGUGAGUUCGCUCUGCGCAUGCUGCCCGACGACCCCAUGUUCCAGCUGGUCAGCCAGGUCUACAAGAUCGCCCCCGGUGUCCUCACUGAGCACGGCAAGACCAAGAACCCCUACCCCAACGUCGAUGCCCACUCUGGUGUCCUCCUCCAAUACUACGGUCUGACCGAGGCCAACUACUACACCGUCCUGUUCGGUGUUUCCCGUGCCCUUGGUGUCCUGCCCCAGCUGAUCAUCGACCGUGCCCUCGGCAUGCCCAUUGAGCGCCCCAAGUCCUUCUCCACCGAGGCCUACGCCAAGCUGGUCGGUGCCAAGCUGUAA